GUCAUUUUUUAUUUUUUUGUCAUCAAACUUUUGGAAAAUAAACAUACUUAUAAUAUCUGGGGAACCGUGUCUCAAAUUUUUUCUAUCUUUUCUCAAAAAGAUAUUACGUAACGUCAAACAUUUUAUGCGACUUUUUCACCAUACAUAUUACGUAAUUAAAGAUAAUUAAGCCGCUGAUUGAGCAAACAAAAAUCCCUGACACGGUUCCCGCCGUAAAUGAAUUUUCUUUCAUGUGCUUUAAACCGCAUGUUAAUUGCUUGAUUAUUAAAAAAGUUAUGCCGAUUCAAAGUUAGUCCGACCCGCAUCAAACGAAGUGUCAUAAAUCGGCUGUUCUCUCUCGGACCCCUACGUUUCACGCUAAAUAAUUGCAUAAUACACAAAUAUCGCACCAGAGAGGGUCACAAAUUGCGGUAACAUACUCUAACAACAUUUUAUGACCCAGUGACAUCUGACCAAUUAAAAAGUUGCUGAUUAAUAUCAGUUUAUAACAGAAAUUUCUUCAAAUCUUAACGUGAUUUACCGUCCGUCUGGUAUCGGUCGCACAUGUCACGUGACUUUCGGUAAAAUUUGAGGCACUCGGUGGGGGGAAAUGGAUCGUAUUUGCGCACCGCUAGCGGGGUAUUUAAUUGUUUCACUUUUGAAUAUCAUCAGCAUUAUUAUUAUAUUAUACCAGUGUCACUCUGUGUAUUCGUUUAUGAAAUUCCGUUAAAAUAUAAAUUAAAAUAACAAAAAACUGAGCUUCUGACGGUCUUUUAAAGUCCAUGGUAGAUGUACAAAUAAGAACGGGAUAUUAUAUAUUUUUUCCUCCAAAUUGAUAUAAAUGCUUAACAUAUUUUUAUAGAAAUAAAAGGUAUCACUCGAUCAUUAUGAUCUGACCUUCUUUUUACUUCUAUUAUCAUGAAUAUCAUCUAUGCAUCUAAGCACGGCAUAGAGAUCCAGUUUCUACUGGGAUAUACAAUAAAUUCUUUACUUUGUCCCAGGUUUAUUAGUACUGUGUUCGAUUUACUGGCGAACAAUUUAUUCAAACCAUUUACUGAUAAUAUAUUUUAUUAUCUUUUUUUAUUGAUUCAUAGAGAAAUAAUCAUCCUUAGACAACCUAAAAUGGUUUAGAAAUUUGUCAGGGACACCUUACCACAAGUACCACAAGUCAUAUAGGCGUUCACAUAAAAAAUGUUGUCUGUUUUUGUUGUUGUUUUGUUAGAAAACGAGGUUGAAUGUAAAGCAAGCCCUUGAAUCCGUACAAAGUCCAUAAACUCAAUGUAAUAUCUAUCAGAUUAACGGGACAGACAAAUUAUUUUCACACAUUAUGGAUAUUUUAGCAACUAUAUUUUUAAUCAACCCCGUGGUCGUGCGAUUUACCGCUAUGCUUAAUUAUUUAUGUUUCAUACAUUAUGUUACGUACAUUGGCCGUCAAUUUCUUAUUUUAUAAAAAAGGCUUAAUAAAAGGUAGACGAUAUUCGGUAUUUGUACGGUACAUGAAUUACGAGUAGUAUGGACCAGUAUGGACCGGUAAUUCACGUAUAUAUGGAACUACCGAUUUCCCUUAUUGAUGCCUCAACAGGGGGCGGAGCGUUAUUGAUAAUUGACAGGUUACGCGAAUAGCAGAUAAAAAAGGUACAGGUACCGUUUUAAAACGUUUAAAAACACAUUUUUUGGACUAACUGCUUCCAAAAUUAAAUCACGAAUGUGUUCAGAAAAGAUGGAUAAAUAUACUAAGCAAAAAAUCUCAUCUCAUUUUAGGUAUUUUCAGUGAUAAUUGACUCCGUUGUCACCUUAAGGCAUGAGCUUUUGUCACUGUACAUCAACGUUUACAGUAUCCCAUGAAUGGAAUUACCUCAGAGUAAAUAACACUAGAUGGACGUUAUCGUUAGUUUAUGUAUACGAUAAUUUACCAUUUGUAUGUAAGAUUUAUACUGGAUUGUGCUGAAAUUACCAUUAAAUGAAUGAAUGAUUUUUCAAUAUACGAAACGCUAUUACGUCUAGUUUUGUAAAUGUGUCUUUUUUAUAAUGUAUGUUUCAUAAAAACGAUGACACUUGUUUACUUAAGGAAAGGCACAACUAGUAUAUAUUUCAAACAAGUUAGGAUAACCACUUGAACGACGUAUUUCAUUUUUUACAAAUAUUACUUCUUGCAGGACAGUGUCAAUAAAAGAUUUAGAAGAGUUACUGAAUAUGCAUUUUAAAACUCAAAAGAAAGAGAUCGGUUACUUUACCGAUGAAACAUUAAAUUGUUUGGAAGAUCAAACUAUUGAAUUAGAGAAAAAUGAUACUUUGGCAGAUGCUUAUUCAAAACAGAUGUUAAAGUCAACAUUUUUAAAUUGUCCAAACAUAGUUGAUUAUAUUAGAAGACAGGGGAUAUUAAAACCAAAAUACAAAUAUACGUUAGAUACAGAUAAUAAUUACUACUUUGUCAUGAUCCGCAAUAUACUUACAAAAGCAAGAUGGGAUUUAAACAAAAUCACGGACAACCCAAGGAAAUUUAUUGCUAUCAAUGAUAACAUGGAUCACAGCAAAAUGAUAGCGACGGCGGUUGAACUUGAAUUAAACAACUUUUAUGAAAGAUUAUUUCCUACCCCAUCACAAUAUGAACUUCAAGUGACUUGAUGUCGGCUUAACUGGCAGUUAACAAAUAGAUAAUUUAUGAAAUUCUAUG
Molecule: messenger RNA, 2653 nt
Organism: Ruditapes philippinarum (Manila clam)
Lineage: Eukaryota; Metazoa; Mollusca; Bivalvia; Venerida; Veneridae
Product: N-acetylglucosamine-1-phosphotransferase subunits alpha/beta-like
Exons: 5
Coding region: 2173-2604 (143 amino acids)
Cellular component (GO): Golgi apparatus
Source: RefSeq, a predicted model, not a curated record